AUGGUCUCUAAUGUGCUGAUAUCUUUGCUGUGCCUGCUGCCCCAGGCGGUGCUGGCGCGGUGGGCAUGCGUUCGGGCCUGCCCUCCAUCCUGCUCUUGCACGCAGGAGAAGAGCUGCAGCGUGCUGUGCGACCGCUCUGGCCUGGCUGAGCUGCCUAAAGAGUUCCCCUGCGAGGCCUCGGCCAUCAACCUGGAGAAGAACAGACUCAAGUUUCUGGCAGAGAGGGCCUUCGGAACCCUGCCCUCCCUUAAGUACCUCUGUUUGGAUCACAACAACAUCUCCUUCAUCACGCCCGGAGCCUUCAAGGGCCUCGCCAACUUGGUGGACCUGAAAAUGGCGCACAACGAGUACAUCAGUUAUCUUCACACACGAACAUUCACAGGGCUGAAAAAGCUGGUGCGCCUGGACUUGUCAGACUGUAAUCUCUUCAACAUCCCUGACCGCAUUUUCAUUGAGCAAACGACACUGAAGGAGCUGCUCUGCUUCCAAAACAACUUCAGGAGGGUCCCCGGAGCCAUCAGAGGCAUGGAGAACCUGACUCACAUCUACCUGGAGAGGAACAGGAUAGAGGCGGUGGCCUACAAUUCCCUGCUGGGCCUGGGUAGUCUCAAGUACCUGAACCUCCAGGAGAACCGCAUCAACGUGAUCCAUGACCAGGCCUUCCAGGACCUUGUGCGGCUGGAGAACUUCUACCUCAAUGACAACCUGCUGUCUGAUCUGCCCCAGCUUGCCUUCAAGGGCCUCAUUCGCCUCAAGAUGCUCAACCUUGGAGGUAAUCAGUUGACCAACGUGUCCAAGACCUGGUUCAGCGACCAAGUAGAGUUGGAGGUCCUGUACCUGGACAGGAACCAGGUGCUAUACAUCGAGGAAGGCACUUUUGAAAACCUGACCAGCCUAAUCACACUCCACUUGAACAGCAACAACCUCACCACCCUUCCCUUCCCCGUCUUCCAGCCCAUCUACUUUCUUGGCCGCCUCUACCUGUUUAGAAACCCCUGGGUGUGCGACUGCUUCCUGGAGUGGCUGAAGGAGUGGAUGGAAAACUACAAGCUGGUGCGGGACAUCCCCUGUGCCUCACCUUCCUCUGUGGCAGGGCUGGAUCUCAGUGAGGUGGUCUUUGCCAAGGUGAAUGGCACGUGCGUGGACCCCGCAGAGCUAAAUCUGACCACGGCCUCGUCCGAGAUCGUGUCCACCACGGAGAACCGCUUCAACAGCCUCAUCUCCAAGCUGCUCCAGCAGGAGCUCAGGGAGGAGAUGGGGAACAGCACAGAGAGCCUCCGCAAUGGGACCCUUCUGGACCCCGAGGAUGGGCAGCUCUCUGCAGGGGUCAGGCACCAGGUGCAGGCAAGCCAAUCGCUCCUCUGCUUCCUUGUAGUGUGGCUCAUCUUUGGUUUGAUUGGCCAUUCAGAUAUACAUUUCUGUCUUUCCUGCACUGUCUUUUUCUGGGGUUUGUAUCCAGACGGAAACAUCAAGGGGUAG
Morone saxatilis (striped sea-bass) is the source of this 1479-nucleotide messenger RNA. RefSeq names its product nyctalopin (gene nyx). The record is from RefSeq and is a predicted model, not a curated record. NCBI's taxonomy places the organism in Eukaryota, Metazoa, Chordata, Actinopteri, Moronidae. Gene Ontology annotation, cellular component: plasma membrane. Gene Ontology annotation, molecular function: protein binding. Bases 1 to 1479 code for a protein of 492 amino acids. The transcript has 4 exons.